Cokeromyces recurvatus is the source of this 4059-nucleotide messenger RNA. RefSeq lists its product as uncharacterized. The record is from RefSeq and is a predicted model, not a curated record. The transcript has 2 exons. Bases 1 to 4059 code for a protein of 1352 amino acids. Gene Ontology annotation, molecular function: nucleic acid binding; zinc ion binding. NCBI's taxonomy places the organism in Eukaryota, Fungi, Mucoromycota, Mucoromycetes, Mucorales, Mucoraceae.
AUGGAAACACCAAUUGGGGUUUUGAGAAUAGAGCAAAACCAAGUUUCAAAAGAAUUAUCUCGAUUCAGAGCUUGCGAUCCCGAAACGCGCAGUCUUUAUUGCCGUGAAUGGGCCCAAUACAUUUACAAAAAACAUUUUGUCUGGAGUGCAAAGACACAAGAAGAAAUCCCAGAUAGUCAUUCAGCACCUGUCAGUAUAUCAACUGGUAAAUACCAAAUCAACUUUAUUAAUAAUAAUGCCAAUGAUGAUGAGGAAGAGGACGAAGACGAACAAGUCAAUAUUUUUAAAAAGGAACGCUCAGUUAUUAUGGCUAAAAAGUUUGAAGAUCUAUUGAAAUCUUGGUCAACAGUACCUGCUAAACCAGAAGAAGAAAGUUUAAUUAAUCAACUUAUACAAGCCUGUCAAUUAUGGAUUACUUUACCUAGUGGCUAUUCUGGAUUGCCUACUUUAUUUGAACCUAUUGAAUUUAACCCUUAUCCUGAUGCCAUUCCCUUGACAGAUGAUCCUAAAGAUCCCUCUCAAUUACUUGAUGCACUCAUCAUUGAACGUCAGGCACUUUGCUUACCCUCUGAUUGUUUCCAUUUGUUAAAGAAUUUGACAGGUGAUAUUUUGUUGUCACAUACUACACCCACUUGUAAUCAUGUUAAACCUACUUCUAGAUCACCUAGCGAUCUUGAUGUAGAUCGUAACAUUUUUAAUGAAAAUGAAACAGUUGCUGUCAAAAAAGCGCUUGCUGAUCUUACAGUCGCUUUAGAUAAAGUUUGGCAGCCACUCAAUAAUUUCCUUGACAAGCUUACUAAACUUGAAAAGAGACGUUCAAAAUUAUUAGGACAAGACUGUCAAGCCACGAUCAAUUCAUUUGUUGAUACUCAAAAAUAUGUUUCUCUACUUGAUCUAUGGGCUUUAGAGGAACCAAAAUAUAAAAAUAAAAAAUCAACACCAGACGUUAUUGCCAGUGUGGAUGAAUUCUUUGAGCAGCGUUUGGGUCAGUUAAAAUUAGUCAUCAACAGCUUUAUGGAUGACUUUGUCCCUGCUCAUAUGAAAGAAAUUCAGAUUUUAACGGCCGAUUUAUGGCAAAUGAUCGUGCCUACAAUCUAUGAAAUGGGUGAACGUAUGGCAACUCACGAAGAUCAAAAAGGAAAUAAGAAUGCAAAUGCAAAUGCAACUAAAGUGAGUGAAUCCCUUAAGGCUUUGAAUGUUGAUUCAUUAAAAAGAAUGGAAUCUACCAAGGAAGUAGAGACCGCUCAGACACGUAUCUUGGAAAGUUUAAAAUCCAGAAAAAAUAGAUACAUUAUUGAUAUAGAUAAUCUUUUGAAGAAUUACCAGGAGAGUCGCUCUACUCUUCACGGUCGUGUUGAGAGACUUAACAAUAAAGAUUUUAAAAAGAAAAUAAAGAAGGUGGAAGGUCAAUAUGAAAAACUUCGUCAGUAUUUCUUAAGAGAAGUAACUGCGACCAUCUUCCCCGAGACGCUCUUUUGUAAGUUUGCUUUAGUUUGUCUAGAGCCCUUAAUGCAAGAAGCUGAAGUCAUGGAAGCUGUUACAAUUGAGCGAGAGGUCAAGCGAUUUGUAGAAGCACAUAAAGACUUGUUACAGCAGCGUUGUACGCUUUUACAUGAUUUUGAAGAAGGUGUGCAAACGGGUCGUCGUGAAUUGGCUGGUGUACUUGGUAAAUUAUUCCUUAAAGAGGGUAUGAGAAUUCAAGGGGACAGUGCAGCUUUAAAGAAACAAAAUUCUUUACUAAAGUCUAUGGGACUCUCUGUUGAUGAACCUACUACUGCUAGUAGUAAAAAGAAGUCGAAGAAUAAGAAAAAGUCAUCAAGUGGUGUAAAUAGUGGUGCAAGCAGUAGUAAUUCAACCCCAACUAUGGCUUCCAAGGAUCUGCCUAUUGCUUCACCUGAUAAAAAAAAUAUCGAGAAAAAGAAGAAAGCAGACACAACUUCUCCACCUGCUAAAUCUGUUGCUGUUACAAAAGAACAAAACGUUCCUCCUCCUAAGAACGUAUCUCCUAAACCCGUUCAUGUAAAGCCUAUUGAUGAAACCGCUGCCACAAAGAAAUUUCCCAAGACGGAUGUCUCUGUACUCGUUAAUAUGACACAAAGCAACAAUAUUAAAAAGGAUUCUGGUAAAGAUGCCCCUACUGCUGAAUCUAAUGUAGCUACUAAUAAGAUAAAGGAAGUAUCUUCAACUAAAACAGAGACACUGCUAAAACAAUCUGAACCUUCUAAUCAGAAUGACGAUAUACAAGAUUGGGAAACAAUUCGAACUUCUGUGAUGGCUAAUGAAUCCAAAAAAAAUGAGGUCAAUAAGGAUGAAAUUCAAGAUUGGGAAACAUUAAAGGCCAACGUGCAAAAAAAGGAAGAAAAGGAACCUACUAAAGUCAAUAAAAAGGAUAUAGACAAUUGGAAUAAGACUACUCAUGCUGGAUGGUCUACGGUUGCUGCUAAAAAGCCAGCUAUUGCUUCUGCUUCUGCUUCUACUAACGACAAUUGGUCUACUACUGCUACAGUAAAUACGUCUGAGAACUCUUCUGCUAAGGGAGAUGAUUUAGGUGGAUGGGGAAGCCCUAUAGUAGUAGUAGAUGCAUCUAAAUCUGCAGCUUGGCCUAAUACUUCUACUGAUGGCAAGAAGACGUCUGUAGGAAAUAAUGAAAAGGAGAAUGACGGAUGGAAUACGGCUAAAAAGGAAAAAAAGAAGCACAGUAAAACGGCUACUUCUGCUUGGAAUGCACCUACAUCUAACUUGCCUGUUUCAGAUGAUGAUGGAGGAUUGUCUCUUGGUGGAUGGGGCUCAUCAUCAACUACUGAUAACUGGAAUAAGCCAUCCAAUGUUGGUACAGAUAGUUGGAAUAAAUCUUCUACUUCUUCUCCUACCACUGACACAUGGAACAAGUCAACCAGUUCGUCUCCUAUCAAUGAUGGUUGGAAUGUGACAAAGACCCUUAAGAAAAAGCAGUCUAUUAAUAAUGACGAUGGUCGGGGUGAAGUAGCAUCUACAACUCCUACUUCUGAUAACUGGGGUAAACCCGCCACUACUUCGUCCUCUUCUUCUAAUGAUGAUGGUUGGGGCGUGAUAUCUAAUCCUGCUGAACACACCUCUACUGUGGGAUGGGAUAGUUCCAACUUACCUUGGAAUGAUGAACCUGCUACUACCGAUGCACAAAUGAUGAAAGUAUCUACUAAAGAACAUAUCAAGAAGUCUAAUGACACUAUUUCUUCUAUACCUCCAGGAAUCUCCAAUCCUACUCCUAUGCCUACUCCUCCUCCUGGUAUUACAAAUACUACAAUUACUUCUACUAGUCGAGCAAUGCCACCCGGACUGAAUGCUAUCAAUGAUGAGGCUAAUAAGAAAGUUGAAGAAUUACCUACUACUAGCUCUAACCCAUCUACUAAUAAUACCACUGCUAUCAUCCCUACUCCUGGGUUAGCUACAUCUAGUGUUCCUAAUAAUACAACAGUUCUUCCUACAGGUUUAGGAAUGCCUCUCUUAUCUUCUGCUGCAGUCCAACUCCAAGAGCCUUUGCCUGCCAAUAUUAAUGAAAUGAGUGCUGAUAUGUUACUUUUAAUUGUUAAAAAUUUGCAUCGAGAAAAUGGUACAUUAAUACAAUCUGUCUACAGUAUGCAACAAGAAAUGAGUAUGAUGACAAAUCGAUAUGCUGAAAUUAUGGCUUUAGCUCGGGAGCGUGAAGCACAGACAUUAGCCCUAUUUGAAAGUCGUAAGCAAACAGAGAUGGAAGAAGCACGUAGAUAUGUAUUAUCUUUAGAGGCACGUGUGAAGCAAUUAGAAGAACAGCUUAGCAAACCUCAUUCAACAAAUAUGACAACUGCAGGAUUUGGAAAUCAGGAUUUAUUUGCAGGAUAUAGGGAAGAAAUGUCAACUAGCUCACAUCACCAUAAUAAUCAUAAUAGAAACAAUCAUCAUAAUCGAAAAUUAUGGCAAAAGAAUACGAUUAUUCGUUGUGGUAACUGUGGUGAAAUGGGGCAUGCUAGUGCAGAAUGCAAGAGCUAUUGUCGUUAUUGUGGUAGUUUAGAACAUUUAUCUGAAGCUUGCCCUAUGAAUUAA